Molecule: messenger RNA, 3222 nt
Organism: Amyelois transitella
Lineage: Eukaryota; Metazoa; Arthropoda; Insecta; Lepidoptera; Pyralidae
Product: queuine tRNA-ribosyltransferase accessory subunit 2
Exons: 7
Coding region: 97-1365 (422 amino acids)
Molecular function (GO): tRNA-guanosine(34) queuine transglycosylase activity
Source: RefSeq, a predicted model, not a curated record
UUAUAAACAGCAACAGCGAUAAUUCCUAAUCGCAAGUGGCUUUCUUCAAUUAAUUACUUUAUUAUUUCACGCAUAAGAAAUAAACAGAAAUUAACUAUGCGCUUUAUAAUAAAUCAAGCUGGUUGUGGGAGCGAGCGCGUGGGUAGUUUGAUAGGAUUUAUGAAAUCACCGAGUACUGUCUUAGAAACACCGACAUCCGCACUUAUCACGCAGAGUGCAAGUGUAGUACAUUUGACUGCAGAAGUACUUGAGAAAGUAUUCCCAAACCCUAAGUUACUGUGGGUGCCAUUGUCUAAAUCCAUCCAUCUUGAAACUGGUCUGAAGGCUCAAGGGGAAGGAGUGGCCAAGUUUGCUGGUGUCACAAACCAUUUCACUUGCACAACAUUCCAGAAUAUUGGUGAAGUUACACCAUCUGGACAUUUUGAGCCUGAUAAAGUGCCACUGUGGUCAAGGAAUGGGAAGAAAAUGAUUUCUGCUGACAGAUAUAUGGAACUGAUGGCAAUUUUCAAAUCAGACAUAAUUUUGGCGAUUGCAGAUGGUCACACCCACCUUGAUGAAGGGAAUAAGAGACUUACCAAAGCUUUGGAUAGGACAUGUAAAAUGUUGGAUGUCUGUGUGGAUCGAUAUAAGGCCUCGAAAGAAUUUCGAAAUAGUGCCCUUAUCGGUGUCAUAGUAGCCUCAGGUUCCGAGAAGAGUUGUGAAGCCUGUAUAAAGCACAUACUCACCCAUAAAGAUACUUUGGGAGGUGUAGCAUUACAAGGGUUGACAGAUGGUACAACAGAAAGCUUGGCACCUCCUGUAGAGAAAUUAGAGGAAAUAUUUAAAAGAGUUAGUGAUGCAAUACCCAAAGACAUGGUCCGAGUUGUAGAAGGUUCAUGGAAUCCAGCUAUAGUAGUAACAGCAAUCCAGCAUGGCUGGGAUGUUUUUGAUGGUUCCUACCCACUGAAAUUGACGAAUUCGGGCCAAGCAUUAGUAUUAAAUUUCGAUGUCAGUCAAAAUAGUGAAGAAUUGUGUAUAUUGGAUAUGGUUGAUGAAGUGUAUAAAGAAGAUUUUCGGCCAUUACUUGCGAACUGCGAGUGCUUAGCUUGUAAAAAACACACAAGAGCCUAUAUUAGGCAUCUUCUUAAUACUAAGGAAAUGUUGGCAUCAGUAUUACUCAGCAUACAUAACCUCCAUCACUUUGACCAGUUAUUCCAUCACGCCCGUCUUCACAUCACAUCGAAUACAUAUGGUGACUUCAAACAGCAUAUUAUAGACCAGUAUGAAAAGUACAAACAAUCUCAACUCAGAAUAAGUGAGAAGAAUGAAGAGGAUGAAGGAAAACAUAAUAAGAAGCGUCGUGUGAAUAAUGGUGAUAUCUUGUAGAUAGUUGGUAGAUUGUAAUUGAUGUAGGUAGUUAGAUUUAGAUCUUGUAGUCACAAUUGAGUGAAGAAUGAUUGCCGAAUGCAAACUGGUAAUAUUUUAAUUAUAAGUAAUUGAUGUAAAAUAUGAUUGUAGAGUGAAGAAAGUUCGUUCCAACAGUAUGUUCAUAUGCACAUUUUUGUGUUUUCAACAUAUCACCAUACAGUUUGACCUGCCUUAUACAAAAUAUAUAUGCUGUGAUUAAUGAUUAAAUCGCUGCAGACAAUAUAAAGUGGAUGAGAAAUGUCAGAAAACGGACUGAGAACACGCAAUGAGGAGAAAUUUCAUACAAUUGCAAUUUCACGCAAAAUCACGCCGUCUUUGUAUAGGUAUAAUAAGAAAUUUUGGUCUCAACACGUUCAAUAUCACUUUUUCGUCGGAAACUAUGAUAAUGUCCAAUUGAAUGUUGAUGCGAUAUGGUGGUUCUUUUCUCAAAAGUUUUUAAAAUUAGUAGAACUGACAUAAUGUACUACUUAGUUGUACUUACAUACAGCUUAUGCCUCAUAUUUUGCCUUGUCUAUAAUGAUUUUGCAUGAUUUUUAAUGUACCUAAUAAGUCGUUAAUCUUAAAUUGUAGUAAGUAUGUUUAAUUUACAAGGUAUAAAUUUACCACAUAUUUGCAACAGAUUAGUUACUCAAAUGGCAGGUUACCAAGUAUUAAUUUUUUUCCACACAAAAUUGGCAAUUGAACGGAAUAAAAGUUGAGCGAUGUUUAAUUUGCAAGACGAAUAAACUUGUUAAUUAACGUUAUUAUAAAUUUUAAAUUACUAAAACAAUUAACUUAAUUAGGAAAAAAUAUUUGUUUACGUAAAACAACUUCUAACGUAUUAUUUAAACCAAAACAAGUAGUUUUAAGAUGCGGUAAUUGAAUUUAGAUUAAUCGGCUGUGUAUUUGUAAAUUAGUUUUAAAUUGUUUAGGGGAAAAUUUAUGACUUGAAUUAACCAAAUAACUGUGUGAAAUGAUGCUGGGAUUAUUGGACAUUAUAUUUCUUUCUCAUAUAAAUUUCCAGAACACUUAUUGAUAGCAUACAUUUAAUAAUGUGUUCUUAUACAAAAAAGUUAUUUACUUUUUUGUAUAAGAACACAUUAUUGUUACUACCUACCUUUGUUAAAUCAUGGCCGUCCUUGCGAAGGGUCAGGUCAAGGCGAACCCUAAAUCUUGCAUAAAAAGGUAAAUGAAUCAAAAUUAAUACACGGAGCAAGUAGAAGGAUGUUGUCCCUGCAUAGAAAGCGUCUCUCAUAGAAAGAGGCGUGAUGUAUAUAUGCACAUAUAUGUAUGUAUGAUGAAUUGGCUUACUCUAGUUUUGAAACUGUCUUGACAACUAUUCAGGAUACAAAUUAAUCCUUUUUUUGUACUGAAAGCAUCUCGUGUCGUAUAGAUUCUGGAGUAUAAUUUUGCACUGUCACCAUAUUCCCAAUUUCUUCCCUACCUCAGCGCAUUCUUAGUUGCAUUCUCAGAUUUCAAUUCUUGGCUUGCUUGAUUUAAAAGGACAGUGUUUUUAAAACAUUGAGCAUGCUUUUAGAAUAACAUGCAUUUAUUAUCAAUCGAUUUUCAAUGCAAUUCCCAAGGUGCCUUGUCUCGGAUAGAAACUAGUUUUUAAAACGACGAAACGAUUCCAUCUCGAAGUAUUAUUGAACAUAUAAAGAUGAGACUGAGAAAAUAUACAUAUAGUUUAAGCCUGACACGGAAAAGUACAAUGUAAACAAUUUAAAUAUUAUAUAACUUAAUAGACUUUAUGUAAAUUAGUACAACCACAUAAGUUGUUAUUGUGCUUAUGAAGUUGUCACCACUUUUGAUAAAAUACAAAUUCCGUAAACUGUG